AGCUGUGCAGCUGGUAGUUCGCAGACGGUCCCUUAGCAGGUGGGGCUGGCUUUCUGCUGCUGUUGAUGGUGAGAAGGACUGAGAUCUCAGCUGCCCUCUUGCAGCUCGGGCAAACGGUUCAGUGCCUCGCUCCUGCACACUGGCCGCACUGUGAUGGCAGUGACUGAUUCCAGCCGCCAGGACUGAGUGGGGAAGGCAGCGAGGGACCUUGGUCAGGUAUGAGUAAAAAUGAGACGGCAUCUGAAAAGCCAAAUGACAACAAUCGUGUGUAGUCUUAUGGAGUGUAGCCCUGCGACAGGGCUUGGAGCAGAUGGGAGCUUCCCUGCAGCCAGACCCCUGUUCCAUUCCCCAUGGCACCUCCUGCUGUUAGUGGCUAAGACUGGAGAAGUUGUGAGCAGCCCACCAGCAGAACCCUGCCCCAUUUCCUACAGCACCGCCUGCUGAGAGAGGUUGGGAAUUGUGUAGCUGGGAGCUCUCCCAUCCUGUGUUCCUGUGCUGAUCCCUACAGCGCCAGCUGCUGGGCAAGGCUGGGACUGCACUAGCUAGGAGCUCACUCUGACAGCUACCUGCCCUACACUCAUCUCUGUGGUGCCGCAUGCUGAGAGAGGCUGGGGCUCUAAUAGCUGUGCUCACAGCCAGCUCCACCUGCUGGGGAAGGCCAGGACUGCAGUAGCUGUGAACUCCUGCCCGCUAACGCUCCCCCACUCCCCAACUCCAUCCUGCCCCGAUGGACUCUGCCCAGGUGUUUUGCAGGGUCUGUGUGGAGGCAUAGAUGGACAGCAUGUACUUGGCUGAGCCUGCGCCCGGGGGUGCCAGCCCCAUCUCCCUGGAUGUCCUCAGCUUCCUGGACCCACUGGCGAACAGCACAGAGGAGCAGUGCUUCAGCGCCCGCUCCCGGAGCACGGUCCUGCAGGGGCUGCCAUUUGGCGGCGUGCCCACCGUGCUCGCCAUCAACUUCAUCCUCUGGCUGCUCCUCCUCCUGGUCUUCUCCUGCCUUCGGAAAGCAGCUUGGGACUAUGGGCGCCUGGCCCUGCUGAUGGAUAAUGACAGCCGAAUCCCUCCAAGCACAUGGAAUUCCUACGACUUGACGUCACUGUUCUACGGGGAGCAGAGUGAGAAGGAGAAAUCACCGUCGGAGACCAGCCCGCCGGAUGUCGAUAACAAAGAUGUGGGAUUCUGCUCCUGGCUCAUUUCCAUCUACCAAAUGAAGGAUGAGGAGCUCCAGAGCAAGUGUGGAAUCGACGCCACCACCUACCUCUCUUUCCAGCGCCACAUCCUGGUGCUGGUCAUGAUCGUCUGUGUGCUCUCUGUGGCCGUCAUUCUGCCUGUCAACUUCUCUGGGGACCUCUUGGGAAGCAGUCCAGCUCACUUUGGCCGGACGACCAUCACCAACGUCCCAACACAAGACCGUCUCCUAUGGUUGCACAGUAUCUUCGCUCUCAUCUAUUUCAUUAUCACCAUCCUCUGUAUGGCUCAUCACUCUGUCCAGCUCGAAUACAAGGAGGAUGAGAAGGUCGCACGGACACUGAUGGUCACCCGGAUUCCCAAGGAGAUCACAGACUCCUCCCUUGUCAUCAAGCAUUUUCACGAGGCCUAUCCCAGCUGUACUGUCACCAAUGUCCAGUUCUGCUUUGAUGUUCGCAAGCUGAUGAAGCUGGAUGGAGAGAGGCGCAAGGCGAUGAAGGGACGACUUUACUUCACUACCAAGGCACAGAAAGAGGGGAAAAUCAUGAUCAAAACUCAUCCCUGCGCCCGCAUCUUCUGCUGCCGCAGCUGCAACUUUGAACAGGUGGAUGCUGAGCAGUACUACGGGGAGCUGGAGGAGAAACUGACCGAUGAGUUCAAUGCUGAGCGCAACCGCAUCUCGCUCAAGCGUCUUGACAUAGCCUUCGUCACUUUCCAGGAUGAGAGGAUGACAGCAGUGAUUUUGAAGGAUUACAGCCGCAUCCACUGCCGCAGGCACCCACAGCAAUCCUCCGUCACCACGGUGGUAAAGUCCCACAGCUGGGGCGUCCGCUAUGCCCCCGCCCCCAGUGACAUCAUCUGGGAGAAUUUAUCUGUCCGUGGCACGUCAUGGUGGGUGCGAUUUGUCCUCCUCAAUUUCUGCCUCUUCAUCCUCCUCUUCUUCCUCACCACACCUGCCAUCAUCGUCAACACCAUAGACAUGUUCAACGUGACGCGGCCGGUGGAGAGCCUCAAGAAUCCCAUCCUCACCCAGUUCUUCCCCACGCUGCUGCUCUGGGCCUUCUCUGUGUUCCUGCCCUUCGUCGUCUACUAUUCCGCCUUCUUUGAGUCACACUGGACCAGGUCGAAUGAAAAUCAAGUCACGAUGCACAAGUGUUACUUCUUUCUGGUGUUCAUGGUGAUCAUCCUGCCCUCACUGGGGCUGACCAGUUUAGAUCUUUUCUUCCACUGGCUCUUUGACAUUCACUUCUUGGAUGAGGCAAAUAUCAAGUUCCAGUGCGUUUUCCUCCCUGAUAACGGCGCUUUUUUUGUCAACUACGUCAUCACGUCCAGCCUGAUUGGGACAGCCAUGGAGCUGCUGCGCAUCCCCAGCCUCAUCGUCUAUGCAACCCGCCUCUGCUUCGCCAAGUCUGAGCCAGAGCGGCUCCACAUCAAGCGGAGCCAAGCCUAUGAGUUCCAGUUCGGGCUGGAGUACGCCUGGACCUGCUGCAUCUUUGCUGUCGUCAUGACCUACAGCAUCACCUGCCCCAUCAUCGUCCCCUUUGGUUUGCUCUACAUGCUGCUGAAGCACAUGGUCGAUCGCUACAACAUUUACUACGUGUACAUCCCCACCAAGCUGAACCAGCGCAUCCACUCAGCGGCCGUCAGCCAGGUGGUGGUGGCACCCAUCCUCUGCAUGUUUUGGCUGCUCUUCUUCUCUGUCCUGCGUCUAGGUCCCAUCCGUCCCAUCACCCUCUUUACCUUCGUGGUUCUUCUAUCCUGUGUCCUCUUCUCUUUCUUUGGCCUGUGUCUGAAGAAGCUGCAGCCAAGGAAGCCCUCCAGCUACCAGAUGUCCGAGCAGUCAGAAGGGGCCUUCAAUGAUACGGAAAGAAGCAGCAUCUCCUCAACCCCUAACUCAAAUAUGUUCGUGGCCACGGUGCUGCAGGAGCCGGAGCUGAGCCUGACGCCGGCUGCCUCCCCAGCUCACCAGUCCUACGGCACAAUGGGCAACCGGCUGGAGCCGGUGGAGAACAGCGAGGAGGGCGGCCUGCAAAGCUUUGAGACGGAGCUGGAGACUGUGGAGGGUGAAUUCAGAACCGGGCCCGUGCUGGAGGACCAGGUCCAUUACCACUGAGCGGCCGCCCACAGCGGCAACACCAGCUGGACAGAAACACCGACAUCAAGUAUUGAGAACGGGGGGGAACUCUAUCUUGUAGGCCCCAAGCUUCCUGAGCUGCCAUGUCGACCCUGCCACCUGCUCUCAGGCUCUGGCGAGGGUCCAGUGCCGCUAACAGGACCAGAUGCAACACUGCUGAAGAGCAGCGGCUUUUCUGGCCUGCGAGAGCCCAAGCCCCAGUGCUGGGGUGGUGGCCUCCUGCUCAUGCACACAGAUAAUACUGGGGUCUAGGGUGCAGUGGUGGAGACAGAAUGGAACAGAGGGAGAGACCCCAGGAGGCCUCCUGCUUCCAUCCUGUGCUCCAGCUCUGAGCAGCUGAAGCCGAUUGCUAGUGCAUCUCAUGCUCAGUAGCCUGCCUGCCAUCUCCUGGCUUUCCCUUCUCCUGGAGUCAGAGUCAGCCACAGACCUCAGGCACCCCUCUUUGCUUUCCCUACCCUUCCCUCUGGUUCAGCAUCCCUUUGGGAAGGAGGGGUGCAGGAGAGGGGGUGGCCCCAUUGCGCCAGGGCAGACGUAGCUGUGAACCUUUUUUAUCAACGUAUUUUGGAAGAUUGGGGGGUUGGCACGGGAUUGUUCUCCUGCUGCCAAGGGAAAAUGGCCAGAGAGCACCAAUGAAUGUGUCCAAUGCAGAAGCAAAGGCCUGCAGCUCUUUGGUUGCCACAGGCGCCAACCAGACUCAAGUGCAGAUGCCAAAUCCGUAGCUUUGUGGUGCGCUCACUCGCUGCCCCAAGGAGCAGGGCAGGGGAGUUGCCCUUCAGCUGGGCCCCGGCGCCAGGCCUGGGUGUCGUCUGUUCCUUCCCCCCCAUGUCUGCUUGUGGCUGUGUGUGUGUGUGUGACUGCUGAAUGCUGUCUUUGGGGCUCCUUGCCUUGGUUCAGUGUCAGAGGUGGGGCCUGUCACCAGGCUCCCCAUAGCACAGGGUAAGGGAGAAAGAAAGAGGGUGGGCGCCAGGGGGAGCGUGCUGAGGCCAGGAUGGAAAAACAAGCAGCAAAAGGAGAGUUGUGUGCCCUGAAGCAUUAACUCUUUGUACAGCAGCAUGUUCCAGACUGCCGGCUCUUUGGGCAUGACCCCCAGAGAUGCAUGUAGGCUCCAAGGGCUUAAUUAAGGAGGCAGCUGGGAGUGGGGGCGGGGGCUCUAUACGUGCAGGGGCUUAUGCAUGUGAUUGAACAAGCUCCUUUGGGGAACCCUUCUGGGAAAUCUCUGGGCUGGAAAAACCUCUGCCCCCAUCACCUGGAUUUGAGAACACAGAGCAGCCUCACGCUGGAAAUUCCCAAGAUGGCUAAUGAAAGCUUGCUGUCACUUCGCUGCUGGAUGGUCACCCCCUCCUUUUCCCCCCAGCAGCUGCUGCUGAAUGACCUGCACUGGGCAAAGAGCUAGGGGAAGGCAAGUCAGUGCCAGACUAGUGACACUGGUAGAGGACUUUUAUACUGCCCAGUCUCACCACCUGUCUCAGAAAUGCAGCCACCUCGGGCAUGGGCUGCUGCAACUGUUUAACAAGUACCCAGCAACACUGCACCAGUGCUAAUGCCAGCAUCCAAAGCAUGGUUCUGUCCAAUUGCAGCAGCUUAUAAUCCAGGGUCAGUGACUUCUUAUGCCCCCUCACCUCCACCCCAAGCUCAUGCUGUUCCCCCAGUGAGACAGGCAUCAUGCCUUCUGCCAUGCAUGGAGGAGCCACCUGCCCAAGGCUGAGAAACACAGAGCAUGCUCAAAAUGUUUGGAUACUUGUUGGCAUGGCAGGCUGCAAGCAAGGGGAGGGGUGUUCGCUGUAGGACCCCAUGCCACUUGGCAGGUUGUUGUCACCUUCAAGAUCCACCUGUGCAGAGAGUCAUAAGCCUAUUUGAAGUUGCAGGAUGUUCAGCCAGGGGCUUGGUUCAGCUGCAGUUUGCGCCUCAGGGAGGGGUCAGCUAGUGCUUACUCUUGAGGGAAUUCUGCACCAAAAAAAUAAACAUUUUGCGCACAAUAAAAUUUUGCAAAAUUCUGCAAAUUUUAUCUGUCAAUAAUAAAUGUGGCAGCGCCAGCAUGGCAGUGGGGCGGACAGGCACUCACCCUGCAACACCGCCCCCCCCCCUUCCCAAACCCUAUCCCUAUGACAUGGAUGCAGUGGUGAGGCUGCUCCAGACCCUCAAGGGCCGGGCCUGCCCCAGAAACAGGGGGCCCUCUUCCCCAACCCCUGGCACACAAGGUGUGGGCAGGCACACUCAGCCCAGCAGGUGCCUAGUGUGGGGGGGGGGAUCCACGUGUGGAUUGAGAGGGUUCUGUAUGGGGGCAGUAUGAGUGCAGGUGGCUCAGCGAGGGAUCCGGAUGCAUGGGGUGGGGUGGAAUCUCGAUGCACAGGGGCUUGUUUUGGGGCGGAGGGGUUCCAAGUGCAGGGGCAAUGGGAUGCUGCAGGGGAAGGGCCAGGUGCUGUGAGCUCAUCAGCGUGGGCUAGGUACAAGGGGCGGGGGCUUGUCAGGGUGGGGGAUUGAGUGUGUGUGUGUGUGUGUGUGUGUGUGGUGGUCUGGCUGCAGGGGUGGAUGGAGGGGUGUUGCAACAGGGUGCAAGGAGGCUCCAGAUGCAGGGGGUGAGGCUCGGCAGGCUGAGAGUUCAGGUGUGGGCGGCUUGUUUGGGCGGGUAAGGCUUGCAAGGAGGGGCAGAUGCACAGGGGUUAGGCAGACUGGGGAGCAGCACCAAGUACAGUGACCCGCCCCCUCCCCCAGUGGCUGAGGCGUGAUGGGAGUUGGAAGUCGGGGGGGUGGGGGGCACAGAGCAUCCUGCAGCCAGGGUAGGUUUCUGGGGGUGGGUCUGACCCAGCCUGGGACUAGCAGCUGACCCGGCGGCACUGCUGUGGUGUACGGGCAUGCAAUGACUUAUGGUUUCCCUUUGCUUCCCCGUCAAAAAGUCAUUUUUCUGCAGGGAAGCAAAAAAAAAAAAAAUUGCCUGGGGACAUGAAUUCUGCACACACCCACUGGCACAGAAUUCCCCCAGGAGUAUAUGAGCAUCAAGCCUGGUAGCUACAUAGCUGACCAUUCACUGAGCUGUGCGGCUACAGGCUGAAUUCAGCCCUGCCAACAACUUGCUCCAAGUUGCGGGCGGGAGGGAGGCAGGCAUGCAAGUUGCCCUCUGAACACAUUACAGAGUCCUGUCUGUCACCACAGCCAACAAAUAAAACCGUGACUUAAAAACAAAGGGUGAGGGAAUUAAAAAAUAUAUUGGCUCCCCUGCUGCUGUCAAAGCAGCCAUGAUGCCACAACCCUCUUGCAGAAACUGGGCUCUGGGCCCAUGGGCAGGGUAGUUACCACUCCCCAUUCCCAGAGCUGGUCUGGCUGUGGGGAUGAUGCUGGUGCACAAAUGAGGAUCCAAGCAAAAGGGAGCGGGCCUGGUCCCCUUAGUGUGGUUAGAAAGGCCAGGGGGGUGGGGGGGGAAGGCGGUGAAAGGGGCACAGCUCUGUCCCCAGGGGACAGGACACAGGCAGGAGUGGGAGCAUUUACUGCUCAGCAUCUAAAAAAUGUUCUCCAGUGAGCACAAGGUGAGUAUAGUAAGCCAGGCAGCCUGUCUGCACCCCUGAGGGUGGUGGGUGGUUGAAGCGGGAGUGGGGGGGGGCUCAGCUCCUUAGGGCCGGGCUUCAGCCUCCCACGCACCACUCCUGUGUCACAUUAGCCCUCAGUCAUGCCCACGGGUGCCAGAGGGAGCGUGCUGAUGGGUGGCAUGGGACAGUGGCAGUGAAAAGUCAUAGUAGCACUGAGGCCAGGGACAGCAGCUCCCAAGAAUGGGACUUGGGAUGGCAAAUUUGGAAGGGGGGAGUGGGGGGGAAUGAGCUCCAAAAGCAGAGAUGCUGAUGCAAUGGAUGACCCUCCCAUUGUCUGUGUGCACAUGGCCACAUCACAAACCCCUCCUGGACUCAGUGCCUGGAGCACUGUUGGUAUCUCAUAGCCCAUGAUAACCCCCACCCCUAGCAGCCAUUCAGCCAAACACUCAUCUGUCCCUUUGCAUAUACACCCCUCCAUUCCCCACCUCAUACAUCCCCAUGUAUACAGUGGUGUCUGCACAGCUCCACCCACCUCACCCCAGCCAGCUACUCCCUGGCCAUCACCACCACCCCCAUCCAACUGAGCCCCUGUCUAAACUCACCCUGUGCUGUCUCCAUCCACUGGUUGUUCUGGCCCAGUUCUGGGGGAAGGUGGAUUGUUCCUUAUGCUGCUUCUGUUGGAGCCAGUUUGAUGCUAUCAGCACCUGAUCAACUAACCUCAACGCCUCUCGCUCUUUUGCUGUUUCUCUGGUAUGGAAGCAAAGUGCCUGUGAGUGGUAUGGUGUCCUUGAGGAGCUCUGGUUCCUUGUCUGACUUUCCCUUGGCUGUCACACUAUAGGAAUGUGCCAGAGUUCUGUACCUUUCUUGUUAUUUAUUGCUAUGACCGUGCCUUGAAUAAAAUGACUUCGCCCAGUC
Molecule: messenger RNA, 7755 nt
Organism: Malaclemys terrapin pileata
Lineage: Eukaryota; Metazoa; Chordata; Testudines; Emydidae
Gene: TMEM63C
Product: transmembrane protein 63C
Exons: 24
Coding region: 773-3298 (841 amino acids)
Cellular component (GO): plasma membrane
Molecular function (GO): calcium-activated cation channel activity
Source: RefSeq, a predicted model, not a curated record